Rotaria socialis is the source of this 759-nucleotide messenger RNA. The record is from the annotation of a GenBank genome assembly. Lineage: Eukaryota; Metazoa; Rotifera; Eurotatoria; Philodinida; Philodinidae.
AUGAGUGACGAAGAAAAAGAUGAGCUUCGUCAAAAUUUGAUUUCACGAGGCUACACCUCUCUUCUCGAAUAUGAUGAACUUGCAGCUAUUGGCAUCACUUUAUUUGGAACCAUUGAAGCAGCUAGCUUGUUUGGCCUAAAACCUAAUGAACUUUUCGAACGUAAUAUAAGGAUUUGUGCACGUACUGGCAUCGAAGCUGUAUACGAUGCCAAAGCUGUGACGUAUGGCCUACUUCUCUCUGAUUUUAUCAUUAAACAUGUUCCCGACAAGCAAGUUGUUGUCAUUGACCCUUUUCUUGGUUCGGGUAAUUUCUUGUAUAGCAUGGCAAAAUACACGAAAGGAUAUGCUGCAUUUGGAUUUGACAACAGCCAUCCAGUGUACGAACUAGUUGUGGCAAACUAUGCAAAACUUAAUUUUAACGCUCACGUAUUUUUCGACGAUUAUGCUAAUGUCAGCGAGCGAGUUCGACCGUUCGACCGUACAAACUUAAAGAACGAAAUGUUCGUUAUUGGCAUUGCUCCGCCUUGGGGGAAUGGUUUCGACUUCAAGACUGGCUUAAAUUUGAAUAAAACCACGCCGCCCUGUAAACAUCUAAUAGAAACCUACACGAAACAAUUCGCCGAUUUACCUAUCGUAUUUGUGAUACCUUUACCUGAGAAAGUCCACGAGGAGUCACUGACUGAGUUGCUCUCAAUGGCUUCGUUCUAUCAAAUCUUCUAUAAAGGGACUCGCACUGCUGUGUUAAUACUUACACCGUAG